Molecule: messenger RNA, 408 nt
Organism: Saxophila tyrrhenica
Lineage: Eukaryota; Fungi; Ascomycota; Dothideomycetes; Mycosphaerellales; Extremaceae
Gene: RPC19
Product: RNA polymerase subunit AC19
Exons: 4
Coding region: 1-408 (135 amino acids)
Biological process (GO): DNA-templated transcription
Cellular component (GO): RNA polymerase I complex; RNA polymerase III complex
Molecular function (GO): DNA binding; protein dimerization activity
Source: RefSeq, a predicted model, not a curated record
AUGGCGCGCACGGAAAGUGAUGUCGAGAUGGCAGACGAUGCGACUGGCGGCGCGGAGCAGAAUGGUUCCACCGGCGAUGAGUUUCGAAAGCAACGACUACGACUUCUACCCAACUCGACCGAAACCGCUGCCUCAUUCGCAUUCGACAAAGAAGAUCACACGCUCGGCAACGCACUACGAUAUAUCAUCAUGAAGAACCCCGACGUCGAGUUCUGCGGCUACUCGAUACCUCAUCCCUCGGAAGCUGUGAUGAACCUGCGGAUACAGACAUACGAUGAUGUGAACGUUUUCGAAGUCCUCCGCAAAGGCCUCGAAGAUCUCUCAGACCUCUGCGAUGUGGUGGAGGACAAGUUCGUUGCUGCGAGAGAUGAGUAUGCUGCAUCACAGCCGGGCGGCGAGGCGUCAUGA